AUAACAAAGCUUUGUACAAGGUCUACCUGAAAAUCGAGAAUCGAUUUUCCACGUCCUAAACUACCACUCUUUCUCUGUUAAUUUUCAAUACUCUAAAUAAAAAUUUCCUUCUUGUGACCGUGUCUAUUUCUAAUGCCCGAAAUCCUUCUUCUUCUCUAAUCGUCCGUCUGUGUAAUGACUUUUUGAGAAGUUUACACAUAUUGUUUGAACUCUUAGGAAGUUUACACAUAUAUAAGUAUUUAUUGAGUAUAAAGUAUACAUAUGUAAGUGUACAACAUUUAUAUGUAUAUUUGAUUGGCAAUAGUUUGAAUUAUGAUGAUGAAAUAUAUUAUACAUGAUAAAAAUCAUCGAUAAUCUAAGAACACAUGCUACAUAGAAAUAUAUUAAUUCCUUCAAAUCCCGCGUUUCGUUCAUAUUAAACUCUGCCGACAUUGGGGAAACAUUACAAAAUUAAUUGAGAACGUAACGGUCUACACAUUGCAUGAUACGUGUUUUAUAGGUUAAAACUAUCUGAUUGUUUUAAAACUAAAAAAACAUAACUCAACAUGGCAAAAGUAGUUGCACAAAUGACAAAAUAUACUGCAAGAACAUUUUUACGUACUUCAACGGAAAAUUUAUUUAACUUUUUUACUCCGAAAGUGUCAUUAUAUGUUUCACGUUCCAUCGUUACUACUCGUUGCUUAAAUGCCGAAAGAUUUUAUACGGAAAAACAUGAGUGGAUAACAAUUGAUGGUAACAUAGGCAUAGUUGGAAUAUCCAAUUAUGCACAAGAAGCAUUGGGUGAUGUUGUUUAUGCUCAGCUUCCAGAUGUUGGUUCUGAAAUAGAGAAAGAAGUUGAAUGUGGAGCUUUAGAGUCAGUGAAAGCUGCUUCUGAUUUAUAUAGUCCUGUCAGCGGGAAAGUAAUAGCAAAAAAUGAAGAUGUUGAAAGAACACCCAGUUUAAUAAAUACCUCUUGUUAUGAAAAAGGAUGGUUAUUCAAAAUAGAAUUAAGUAAAUCUGAUGAUCUAAAAAGUCUAAUGAAUGAGGAAGCGUACAAUGAAUAUUUAAAGUCUGAUCCAUCAUAAACAUAUUAUCAUAUUUCUAACAUGUAUAAAAUUAGUUGAUAAUGAUUUAAUCUUUGUUAUUUUCAAUUGUGUUAUUAGUGAAAAAGAAAUGUGAAUAUUUUUAUUUAUUUUAAACCUUGUAAUAAUCAUGCAUGAUCAAAUAUACGUAUGAAUAUCAUAUUAUCAGCAAAAUAAGUAUAGUUUAUAAUUGAUUGUUUAAUCAAAUAGGAAGGCAUUGCCUCCAAGAAAACAAAUUUAUAAAUUGUGCAAUUGUAAUAAAGUGUUAUAAACUAAUAUAUUGUAUCUUUGCAAAUGUAAAAAAAUAAAUUGUAAACAUUAUUUUGUAUAUAAUAAAGAUUAGACAGUAUGUUUAAUGAAAUAAAUGUGGUGUAUUAUGUAAACAUUGCAAAUUAAUAAUAUGAAGCUAUGUGCAGUAGUUAGCUGAUGUCUUUAUUAACCACUGUGCAUUUUCUUAUCUUGUUACCAUAUUUGUACAAAGCAAACAAAUGUUUUAAUAUACAUGUUAUUAGGUAUACGAAUGACACCAUUGUUACAAAUUAUAAUAAACUUUGUGUUGUACAUAAACGCAUUUAAAUUAUAAUAACUUGUAUGUAUAAAGAAACAAUUGAAUGUUUUGGAAUACUAUUUGUAAAUUUUUGAAAAUUGUCUGCUUAAUAAUUUACAUAGUACCAUCCUUUACCCUCCUGUUGAAAACUAUCUUACGUCUCGUGGUCAUUGCAUGUAUUUUUACAAUAAUAGCAAAGACAGGAGUGCAAUAAGGGAAAUAUUAUCAUAUAGUAGGAGUUCAAUUAGUAUAAUAUAUAAAAAUAGCGCUGUCAAUCCUAAAAGGAACAGUUAUCAGUUAAUAAUAAAGAUAUAUUUACAAUCAAUCAUUUUUUUCUACAUAAUUUACAAUUGCCAACUCCUAAUGGCAGUGUCAACAACGCAUAAUAGUUCAUCAUUUAAUGUUAAUUCCAAUUAUUUAU
Bombus terrestris (buff-tailed bumblebee) is the source of this 2029-nucleotide messenger RNA. It is a transcript of the gene ppl, whose product is annotated as glycine cleavage system H protein, mitochondrial. The record is from RefSeq and is a predicted model, not a curated record. Gene Ontology annotation, cellular component: cytoplasm; glycine cleavage complex; mitochondrion. The transcript is spliced from 3 exons. Gene Ontology annotation, biological process: glycine decarboxylation via glycine cleavage system; protein lipoylation. NCBI's taxonomy places the organism in Eukaryota, Metazoa, Arthropoda, Insecta, Hymenoptera, Apidae. Bases 546 to 1064 code for a protein of 172 amino acids.